Molecule: messenger RNA, 654 nt
Organism: Salvia hispanica
Lineage: Eukaryota; Viridiplantae; Streptophyta; Magnoliopsida; Lamiales; Lamiaceae
Source: RefSeq, a predicted model, not a curated record
UUUUCUUAUCCUAUCAUUGAUUUCCCCAAAUUCCGCUCGUGCGCAUUUUCCACUCACCGAUCGGUCGCCGCAGAGCCCUCCGCCACGAUCAAUCGCCGCCGCCGCCGAGAUGACUAAAAUUAAAACGACAACUUCAUCAGCUUCCACUUCUACCAAAACUAACGGGAAAAUUGGCGUGCUAUUGAAUCAUGGUGAGACCAAGAAGAAGGCUGGAAGGAAGAAGACGGCGCGAAAAAUUAUAUCGAAAAUUGACGCCAUGAAACCUAAGAAACCUCCACCGGCUUUCUUCUAUUUCCUGCAGGAUUUUCGUAAGGAAUAUCAAGAGAUGAAUCCUGAUAUCAAGUCAAUGUGUCAUAUCGGGAAAGCAUGUGGGGAGAAGUGGAAUACGAUGACAUAUGAGGAAAAGGUGAAGUACUAUGAUAUCGCCACUGAAAAACGAGCAGAGUUUGAUAGGGCUAUGGUAAAAUUCACUAAAAGAAAGGAGAGUGGGGAUUUUGAUGAAGACGAGUCGGACCUUGAUGCCGACUCGGAUUUUGAUGGAUGAAACUGCUACACUAGGACAUGUUCUAAACCUUGCUGUCUAUUGCAUGAUUCAAGUGGUGGGAGUUGCCAUUAUGUACAUUUUUAGUUUGAACUGCGUCUUAAGCAUCUAUA